Molecule: messenger RNA, 4085 nt
Organism: Podospora bellae-mahoneyi
Lineage: Eukaryota; Fungi; Ascomycota; Sordariomycetes; Sordariales; Podosporaceae
Exons: 3
Coding region: 2883-4085 (400 amino acids)
Source: RefSeq, a predicted model, not a curated record
GGGACAGUAGGCGAUGGCGCAGGCAGGUCAUCCAAGUGAUCAAAAUUAUCAAUUAUGACGACAUCACAUAUCCAAAAAGCCAUGUACACGUCGUCCGUGGUAUUCUCCAAAACGCACGCAAACAAAAAUAAAUACCACAAGCCAACAUCAUCAUCUUUGCCCUCCCACAGGACCACGCAUCGGCCCAGUCGUCGCAAGUUCAGUCGGCACAUUAUGCCCCAUCCUGAAAGCCGUCGAGUCAGUCGCUGACAACUCCGCCAUAUUCGGGCUCGGCCCCAUCGGCGGGGACUGGUGAUAGUAGGUAGGCGUCUGCGAGAACUCCGAGACGGUUCGGCUGUGGCCGUGCGGUUGGUAUGCUUGGAAUGAGUGGUGUGGAUCAUAUGGCGAAGGUGAUCCUCCAAUCCCUGCUUGCUUGGGCGGGUGACCGAAUCCAGGGAAGGAAUUUUGCAGAUAAGGAGCUGAAUGCUCGUCAGUUUGGAAAACGGGAGAAGUUGGGAAGGGACAUUGACUUACUGCUCUCGGGGCUGCUGAAGGUCGAGGUCACGGUUGGCUCAUAGCCGACAGGUUUGAAGGUUGGAGUUGGCUGAUAGCCACCUGCCUCUGUCACGAAUGGUCUGAUGUGGUUUUCUUGACUCUGUCGUACAUUGCGUCGCCAUCUCCAGAGAAGGAAGGCAAUGAGGGCGAGGAAAAGGACAGCAGGUCCUGCCGCUAUGCCCCCGAUUGCUGCCGGGGGAAGGCCACUGUUUGAGCUUGGCGUGGUGGUUGAGAGCUCUGGUCGCGGAUCAGCGCCCGUGGUUGGAGUUGGUGUGGCGGUUGGUGUGCUCUGAGUUGUCGAGGUCGGCUCAAUGCUAGUGGUCGUGGGUGAAGCUCCAACGAAGAUUUGGCGAUUAUCCGGGUCAGGACUGAGGUGGGCAGCAACAAGCCGGUCGGUCGAGCACGAUUUUCUCUGACAUGGGUUUAUCUUGCAACAACCCAAGAAGGGUGGUGUGUUGUGAGCACAGGUCCACCACAAUGCGCUCGAAUCCGAACUGUCGCAUUCCUGGGCUGGAAGAUCAAGGUAGCUGUCCUUGGAGAAGGAUGCUGGCCGAAGGUUUUCUGGGGGACACGUUCCCGGUUCUCUCUGAUACCCAGUGGUGCACGGGUUGAUGGUGCAGCAGCCGAUGAACUCAGUCUUCUUUCCAAGACAAACAUAAAAGGUGCCACCACUGGGGCAACUCGCGCCGAGGGAAGGAGGGAUGUUUGCCAUGUCUGAGAUAGCAACAUUCAAAGAUCAAAACAAAGAUGAAAGGGGAGACUGACAGAGCACCAAAGUCGCACAUUGUCCACGAAAGAAAAGAGCGGCGAACACAGCAGAAUAUCAAUCCUAGACCUCAUCCACUAUCGUCAACCAGGCUGUAGAGCCUGCAGCUGACACAUUGAGAAAGCUACAGUAUGCACCCUUACCCGCUCUGGACAUGCAGCCCUGCCAGUCAAUCUCAACACCAACAUCGAUAGCUGCAAGCCCACCGCACACCCAUUAUGCAGCCGGAUACUUUAUAGCCACAAUGUGCCAUUUUCGUGUUGAGCUUUAUGAACUAGCUACAUGACGUUAAUCCCACCUUUCCUGUUGACUCUAUGAGUUGCAUUGCCUCAGUGCCGACCAUGCUUCGUUCCAUUUAUUUGUUUCAUCGUCUUGAAACUCAAAGGGCACUUUUCAAGAACCACACUCUUGGGAAUAAUAGCACUUUCAUGAGCCGGCGAGGGUCCAGACCGCUACGGCAAUCUCCAAUCCCCUAGCGGAUGAGGCUGAAUUAGCCCCUGCCCCAGCAAAGACGAAGAAAGAACCACACCAGAUCCCGAUGAUCCCAAAUAAGCACUUAGACUCCAGACAGUGUCCACCCAGAGCGCCACUCUCCCUCAUCAUCCUAGUCGGCAAAAUGAGAGGCGCGAAGAAAGAGCUGGCAGAAAGCCAAGGUUUUGGGCAAUUGUAUUUGUCAACAGGCAUCUGCAGCACUGAAUAAAAAUAACAAGUGAAACAUUUCUGCCUCAGUCAACCACUGGUGCCAAGUUGUGAUGGGGUGCUGCAGCCGGGCGGGGUUUGCAUGGUGGUGGUGGUGGUGGUGGUGGGAGACAAACAACCUGGUAGAAGAUGGCGUCGGGACCAAGACAAGGCUGGCGCAAAAUGGUCUGGGCAUUUGAACUUGGGUUGUCGGAUGAAGUUGGUUGAGUUUGGGGGCUGGGAAGGAAGGGCGGGCCGAGGGUUUGAUCCGAGUGGUCGGGUUUGAGGAGGGACGAGGGUUGUGGUACUGGCGAUGAAAGUGAGGGUUUGGUGAUGGUGUUGCUGCGCUGUGUUUGGUGGUGGAUGUGGGUUGCGGUCUCGUUUCGACUGGAGGGAUGCUGGAUGCCGAGCACAAAGUCGAAAGGCAUGAGAAUUCUGCAGGAGCAAGACGUGGGGAUAUAAGUGCCUGGUUUGGGAAGACUUAUUAGCACCAGCUGAAACAACAGGGAGUAAGCUUGGGCUGUUUGGUCCAGUGGUAUGGCUACGGCACCACUUCGAUCCAAACUGAGAAAGACUAGGCAACACCGUGAGCCUGAGAACCCAGGACGACGGGGACGCCCCGAGUUCAACUCCCAGCAGGUGGUCGGGCACGGAACUCUUUUGCAUUUUUUUCUUCCAACACCAAACUGACAUUUUGCCCUCUGCGAUCCAAUUUUUGAUCACCAUCCACCAUCUAAGCUUCCUUCCGUGACGACUUGGGUCUUUAGGGCUCGAUCGUGGUCAAUGGGUGGCCAAGCAGGCUUUUGACGGCAAAUAUCACCUUGUCCUACGACUCUGUUUUGUAUGGCAGUCAAGUUGUCUUGUCCACUGCCAAUCCCAGCUUCGCACCCGAGAUCAACUAUAUAUGACUCACCACCUUCCUUCCCGGCGUGACUGGCAAACACGAUUUGAAGUUGAGGAUAUGAGGUGUUUAUGGGACUUGCCGCCGCUUGCGACGCCGGUGCCAGGAGGUAACGGUGACAGUCGCACGCCAGCUCAGCAGUCACACUGCUCGAUGCAUGGAACAAAGAUGGAAUGGGGCCGUCGUCAACUCAAGGCAAUAGGACGACGACGCAUCAUUUCUCGGCCCAGGCAUAACUACCUUGAAUUGCCUACAACGGGUGGGAAUCGUCCAACUUCGUCGCUAUUGAUGAUGGCCUUCACACGUGUACGCACCAUGAUGCUGUUGCUUCUCAGCAACAGCAUCACCAUCUGCCAUGCAAUACCAUCUCCAAACCUCAAAAUCCAGACCUAUAUUACGCACCAUAGUGGCAAUACGGAUGAGGUGCUGAAUGUCCCCUUGUACCGGACCACAGUCACAAAUGCCAUGAUAGCCUCGGGGCCGAACUCCCAAUCUGCCCGAGAGAGUAACAGCAAUAUGUCGUGCUUCUCCCUCGGUUACGGUCUUUCAGCUCGAGACUGCGAGUACAUGGCGUCAAUCGGCAUGUUCGACCAAGGCCGGAACGCCAUCUACAACAACGGCAAGAUGUGGAUUGGGCGGGACGGGCCGAACACCUUCACCUUCAUCAACGGUGCUGGGGUGCCGAUCAUUCUCGUCAUGUGGUACGCUUUCAACAAGGACAACACUUCCAGUUUUAUGAAUAUCCGCCGUCCCGAGAUCACGUACUCACUCCCCGAGACCGGAAGCGCAGUCGAGAUCUCUGCUGCGAAUGGGGUGCCGGGGGGUUGGUCAAUGAUUUACAACUACUCUACUCCGCUGAGCGAGUAUGGGCAGAUCAGGAACACGUUCGGGGAGUUCAGCACGGGCGAUUACGCCACGGUUGAUGUGUCGAGGUUGGUGAAUAUGGCGGGAAACUCGGUGACCGUUAGAGUGUUUGGCCACCAGCCUGUCGACACCACUCUACAGCCUGUAUGCGUCACUGAUAUGCGCACUUGCGCGUAUGUGUGCACCAGCAGGAGUGUGGGAUCGUGCGGAGCGACGGGGAGUUAUCAGUUGGUGAACUGUGGCGGACCCAACGCGGUGGAGGGGAUUGAUGAACACGGGAAUCCCACCGGCGGUUGUCAGGGGUGGACGAAUGGGGGUCAUAUCGAAGUUAUUUUCCUUUGA